GAAAAUUUUUUAUUUUCAUUCGAAACUGUACAUGCGUGUUUGUAUGGAAAGAAAUAAUACCCGGGAUAGACCAUUUCUCAGCCAAAAUGGAACGGACGAAUUGAAAACGGUUUUUAUUUCGGUCUAUGAUAUUAUGUAUGUGCAUGUUCCAUCCAUUCGAAUCGUUCAUUCAAAAUUGAGUCAGCCUAUGGUGAGGACCGUUCUCAAAUGCUAAAAUGAUGGGCAACGUUAAAUCUCAACAAACAAUUACAGCGACCAGUUUCAACUGAAACAACAAACUUUGUAACAACAAAUCAAAAAACCAACUUGAAAAUUUUCUUCAUAUCCAAUUUGUGUAUUGAUGUCACUUUUUUUGAAAAGAAAAUAUUCCAUUGAUUCUAUGUGUUUAUUUUGAUGUGAUUCUCUCUAUUUGGUGAAUUGAAGAAUUUCAUAACAUUCGUGCAACAAAAAAAACAUGUACAUAUCAUCAUCAAGUGUAUGAUUUUUUUUUGAUGAACAACAAUUAGAAUUUUUCCCAUACAUCUUGAAAAUCAAUAAAAUUUUGACUGAAAGAAAAAAUUCAACUUUCAAAAUUCGCGUCAUCUUGAUGAAUACAAACCGCCAUGUGUUGGGUGAAUAAUGAAAUAAAAAUUUAUUCAAACUAAAAAGAUAAUUCCUAAACUUUUGUCACCAACAUCAAUGAAUAUCAUCAUCAUCAGUAUCGCUAUCAAUUUUUUCAUCAUAAUUCCUAAUAAAAUAAAAUAUUACUAAAAAAUAAUCGCCAACAUUGGAAUUAAUUCAUAUCAAUCUUCCGAAUCAUGUUCUUUCCUGGUGAUCUAGUUGCACUUACUAUAUGGAUCAUCAUGAUUUUAACAUCGACCAUUGAUAAAAAUGUUGUUUUGGCUACAUUCUGUCCACCACGUUGUAAAUGCAAUGAAGUAAAACUAUUAGUGUUCUGUAAUGAAACACAAAUAGAUCUAGUGCCUAUAAUGUUAAAUCCACAGCUAAAAGAAUUAUAUCUACAUGGAAAUCGUAUCAAAAAUAUAUACUCAUCGUUUAUUGUCUAUCAAGAAUUGCAAUAUUUAGAUCUAUCAAAUAAUCAAAUUGGUGAUACCGGUAAAAAAAGUUUCAUCAUGCAAAAAAAGCUCAAAGUUUUAUUAUUGAAUGGAAAUAAUCUGACACAGUUGAAUAAUCUAUCAUUCUAUGGUCUUGAAUCAUUAUAUUUACUUGAUUUAAGCCAUAAUCAUCUAUCGAAAUAUAGCCGUAUUUUUAUGAGCCUAAACAAAUUAGAAUGGCUCGAUUUGUCAUCUAAUCAAAUUACACACAUCAACAAAGAGGCAUUCUUUGGUUUACUCAAUUUAAAACGGCUUAAUCUACAUGGUAAUCAGCUCAAGCAUAUUCCAACACAAUCCUUUUAUCAUUUGCAAAGUUUAGUUGCAUUAAAUUUGAGCAGCAAUAGGUUCACACAUAUUCCUGAAAUGGCCUUCUCUCCAUUGGCAAUGUUGGAAGAACUUAUUAUUGAUUCCUGUUCUAUUAGUGCCAUACAUUCACGUGCUUUCAUACAUUUGUCCAACUUGAAUUAUUUGGAUCUACAAAAUAAUCGAAUGGCCAAUGUUCCGACGGAAUCUUUCAGCUAUGUGACCACAUUGAGAACGCUAAACUUGAGCAAUAAUCUGAUUACAGUAUUAAAAAGGAAUGCCUUCAAAAAUUUGACACAUCUGCAAACGUUGACCAUAUCAUCGUGUCCAUUAAGUCAAAUCGAAAAAGAUGCCUUCAUUGACAAUAUUAAUUUGAACAGGCUAGUGAUCGAGAAUAAUAAAAAAUUAAGCCGUAUCGAGAUCGGUACAUUUGAACAGCAACAUGAUUCAUUGGAAUAUCUAUCACUACGAUCCAAUAUGAUAGCUUUUUUAGAUUGGCAAACAAUCAAUAUAAAACGCCUUCAUUACAUUGACCUACAACAGAAUCCAUUGGCAUGUAAUUGUUCGCUUAGUUGGUUGAUUGCCUAUUUAAAACAUUCCAAUAUGAUAAGUCAAUCCCAGAAAGACCAAGUAAAAUGUUAUUUUCCAAACUAUCUAUAUGGAAAAAAAUUAAUUACACUGUCCGAAACGGAUUUAUCUUGCUCAAAAUUAAAUUCAACGAUGAAAACAGUUGUGAACAUUUUUACUUACACCGCUAUGCUUAUCUUAAUUAUGACAAUGAUGAUUGUCAUCUGUCGUAGGCACAAACGUUGUUUGCCUUUUUGUUGCAUAUGUCGACAAUGUCGAUUUAGCUCCUGCUGCUGUUGCCGAAACUGUUGUUCCACUGAAUCCUCAUCAUCAUCAUCAACAACAUCAUCACCAUCAUCAUCAUCAACUAUACCGAGUUCUAGUCAGCCUAUCAUUGUAGGCAAUCAUCAUCAUCAUCAUCAUCAUUUUAUAUCAACGCCAAUAUUAUCAAAAUCAACAACAGUACCAUUAUUCACACCAACAAUACACAGACAAUGAUGAUGAUGAUGGUGUUCAGAAUCAACUACCAGCUAAAUCUAGAUUGGAAAACUCUUUCUAUUAUCCCACGAAAAUAAUUAAUGAUGAACUG
Molecule: messenger RNA, 2553 nt
Organism: Dermatophagoides farinae (American house dust mite)
Lineage: Eukaryota; Metazoa; Arthropoda; Arachnida; Sarcoptiformes; Pyroglyphidae
Cellular component (GO): extracellular matrix
Molecular function (GO): protein binding
Source: RefSeq, a predicted model, not a curated record